This is a messenger RNA of Didymodactylos carnosus, 2877 nucleotides long. The record is from the annotation of a GenBank genome assembly. NCBI's taxonomy places the organism in Eukaryota, Metazoa, Rotifera, Eurotatoria, Philodinida, Philodinidae.
AUGAAACAUGUACCAUCAUCUACUAAAAAUUCAUCAUCUCUACGUCGUUCAUCAUACGAAAAUAUUUUAUCUCAUCGUCCAUCUCCACCAAUAGCUAUUCAAUGGAUGUUACCACCAACGGAUAUUAUCAGACCCUCAUCAUCAGCUCGUUUAAAUGUUUUACGUCAACAACAAUCAUCACCCUAUGUCCCAUAUGCAUCAAAUGUCUAUGGAGUCUAUCGACGAGGACAAUCAAAAUCAAGUAAUAAUAGUCAUUCAAAAUCACGAGAUCAUCUCGAUCAUACAAUGUCAGAAUAUGUCAAUUUUCAUGAUACACGAAUUGGCAUUUAUGAUAAUGAUGAUGAUGAUGAUGACGAGGAGGAUGAGGAAGAAUGUUAUGAGACAUUUGAUUAUCAAUUUACUGAUGCUUCAUCGAUGGCAUCUGAUCAACGACAUUAUCGUACAUCAAAUGGUAUAACCACGAAUAAUUUUAGUAAUAAUAAUAAUAAUAAUAAUUUUAAUAAUAAUAAUAAUAAUAACAAUAAUAGUAAUUCAUCGCCUAUUACAUCUCGAAAAGUUGUUACAAACGAUUAUGAUUCUUAUCCGCCAAAAAGUGCGGUUACAAAUUCUAGUACCGCUUCAUCUACAAAUGGAAAAUAUUUAAAAUCUAAUACAAUGCCAUCAGCGUCACAAAAAAAUUUACCAACAUCUGUUAAUCAUUAUCAAAAUGAAGAGACAAUUGCGUCAGGUUAUGAUAUAGGAAAUAAUGAUGAUGAAAAUUCAAAUCCUGUUGAUAAAGAAACGUUAAAACGAAUGAAUAAAUUUUCCAUACAAAAAAUGUUACGUCAAGGUUUUACAUCAUGGCGUACACGUAAAAAACAACAGCAACUUCCAGUAACAUUACCACCACCAUUACAACUACAUCAAAAUUUUACACCUAUUGGUAUCACAUCAUCAUCUCCACCACCAAUAACUACCACGCUACGUUCAUUAUCAGUUGAUAGUAUUGUUACAUCUACACCACCAACAAAAAUGUCAAUGAUGACGACUCCACAACAUCAACGAAUUAUUGUUUCAGAAAAAGUAGCACAGUCUUCCGCAACGAAUGAUACAACGACAAGUGAAUCACUAAAAAAUCGUUAUAUUCAAUCGCCGUGGACAAUGUCAAAUAAUAAUAGUAAUAAUGAUAAUAAUUCGUCUGUAAUUACAAAUACUACUGAAAAGCCACAACAACGAGCUUUACCGGUACAUUAUGGCGAUAGUAAUAAUAACUCAUCGCCAACAGUAACAAAAAAACAACAUGCUCCAAUAUCUCCACUACAAUCUACAUCUUCUCCAUUUAAAACAUCAGAAUCAGUGACAUAUACGAAUCCGAACACAAUAACUUCAACAACAACAACAAAUACGUUAUCAACUACUAAUACAGUUCCAAGAAUUCCUCCACCCGUUGCGCCAAAACCAGAUUCAAAUCGUUUAACGCCAAUUCGAACAAAUUAUAACACAAAUUCUUCAACUGUAGUUCCAUCUUCAGUGUCUUUUCCCGUCACUUCUGCGUCUUCCAAUUCGAAUUCAAAUAAUGUUAAUUUUAAUACUUCGUCUUUUAUCGGCGCAUCUCCUAACGUAACAGAUUCUAAUAUACUACCGUCUCAACAACGAGCUGGUAUCAAAGUUUUACCAGAAAAAUUUAUCACAAAUCGUUUUACACCCAUAGAACAGACGACAUUACCAUCUUUUCACAAUACUUCUAACAAUAAAGAAGAAGAAACUGUACCAGUAGUAUCAUCUCAACCUGUUUAUGCCAAUGUACAAACAUCACAACCUCCUUCGCAACAACGUACAAAUAGUGCGGCGAUUAUUGCAUUACAAGAGAAAUUAAAUUUACGAUGCUCACCAGUCAACACAAGUCCACCACCAAAUUAUAACAAUAACGUGGCAGGUUCAAAUGUAACCGUCGUCAACAAUCCGAUCAGUAUCAGUGAGCAAUCUCGUCAAGUAUUAUUUUCAAUUCCAUCUGCAUCUACGUCGUCUCCUUCUACAUCAUCAACGACAACAACAACAACUGUUCAAAAUGGUUCAUCAAACGAUAAUAAACAAACAGUUCAAGAUAUUGAUACGACACGGUACGAAGAAGUACCAGCAAAAGAACCGGAUCUUUCUCGUAAACCUGAAAAAAGUGCACUAAAAAAGCAAAGUGGUGUGAAACGACGAAUGAUACCUGUUUUAAGAGAAAAUCAACGACCAAGUCCACGUCCAAGUCCAAAAACAUCUGUGUUAACUAAUAAACAUCAUCAACAGCAACAACAAGAUGAAGAUAGCCAACAUCAAAACGGUGAAUCCGAUAGUGAUAUGGACGAUGAUGAUGAAAAUGAUGUAAAUAAUCCAAAUUAUAAUUCGACUGAAUCAACUUCAAAACGUUUUGCUAAUGUGCAACGAAAUGAUUCAUUAGCACGGUUUCUUAAGGAUAGACCACAAGUGACUGAAUUAUAUGAUAAAAAUAUUUUGGUUAAUAAAGAUGAACGUAAAAAUGAACGUGAAAGAAUUGAAACGAAAUUAGAACGAAAAUUAUCGUUAAGACCGUCGCCAGAAGAGUUAGAACAACGAAAUAUUUUAAGGUUAAAAACACAAGCUGAAUUAAUCGCUGAAAAAGAAGAAAAGAAAAGAUUUCUUAUCAGAAAAUUAAGUUUUAGACCAAAAUUACGUGAAAAGAAAAUUAUUCGUUUUUGCGAUUACAUUGAAGUGACAGAGGCUGAAGAAAUUGAUCGUCGAGGUGAUAAACCAUGGGUUCGUUUAACACCACGUGAUAAAGCAGCUAUUCGUAAAGAAUUAAAUGAAUAUAAAAGUACAGAAAUGGAAAUUCAUCCAGACAGUGCAAAAUAUACACGUUUUCAUCCUCCAUAA